Messenger RNA from Penicillium taxi, 393 nucleotides. RefSeq lists its product as uncharacterized. Bases 1 to 393 code for a protein of 130 amino acids. Lineage: Eukaryota; Fungi; Ascomycota; Eurotiomycetes; Eurotiales; Aspergillaceae. The transcript is spliced from 2 exons. The record is from RefSeq and is a predicted model, not a curated record.
AUGGCUUCCCUCUUCCCUUCAGAACAUCAUUCAGGUGCUGGGCCUCGACGCCAGGAUAUCGUCUCGAACCGCAAAAUAUUCUCGGAGCAGAUGGGUUCCAGCGCCGGUAAUCCUCCCUUAUGCGACGGUCCGCCUAGCACGCAACGUCUGUCAUCUGAAUGUGCGCAGGCUGAAAACUUACUAUCCGGCGAAAAAGCAGGUUACCAGAGUGGCAGAGUCUCUUCUAACACCGUAAGCUGUGCCUGGGCUAAACGGAACAUUUAUUGCCUUAGGUUCGUUGGAGCCAGGAACGAGAUAGAUAUACGAGGCCGCGUUAUUCACUUUCGGCAAUUCUGUGGCUUUGCUCUUGGUCUCAGGAACGCAAUCCAUUUGCCAUCUGGAGAAAUCGUAUAG